Molecule: messenger RNA, 2962 nt
Organism: Corylus avellana
Lineage: Eukaryota; Viridiplantae; Streptophyta; Magnoliopsida; Fagales; Betulaceae
Product: lysine-specific demethylase JMJ26
Biological process (GO): regulation of transcription by RNA polymerase II
Cellular component (GO): chromatin; histone deacetylase complex
Molecular function (GO): transcription coregulator activity; chromatin DNA binding; histone H3K9 demethylase activity
Source: RefSeq, a predicted model, not a curated record
UCCUCUUUAUGUCUCUCUCUCUCUCUUUGUCUCUUUCAAACCCUAAGAAUCGCUAUUGUUAUUUCGUGAUCGUAGCAUUGUCGAUUUAUAUAAGCUCCAAUUUCGAGCUCACACAUGUUCUGAUUUUUUGAUAAUCAGGGAUAAUGGAGGUUUUGAUUCCAGAGCAAGAAAGGUUGAGCAGGUAUCAAAACGAUAUGCGGAAAAUCUCCAAAUUUUCAAAGGUUCCCAGGAAUGGGGAAGUAGGAGAAAUCCUGGGACAUGGAAGUGAAGACUCAACAUCAAACAAGGAAGAGAAUGGCAAUGCUGGGUCAUCAGAUCUGAGAACAAAACUCUCAUCCAAAAAAAGACGGAACAAUCAUGAAAGGGAGUCCUCAUGUGGUCAAAAAGUAGCAAAGAAGCGCCGCAAUGCUUCAAACAAGAGAAGGGGAUUUGAGGAUGAUUCCUUUGAUUUCGAGUCUGAAGAAGAUGAAGAAAUUAAGUUUAUCCUGAAGGCAAGAACGCGGAAAAGAGGUGGCAAUUUGGAUAGCAUGAUGACUGAAGGAAAUACUAAUGCGAGUAGUGCAAGCAAGGACGCAUGCACUCCGAAAAAUGUGAAGGGAAGCGGAGAAGAUCACUUAAAAUGUCAUCAGUGUAUGAAGAAAAGAACUGUUGUCCCUUGCACCAAGUGUAAGAAGAAAAUGUAUUGCAUCCCGUGUAUCAAGCAAUGGUACCCUCACUUAAAAGAAGAAGAAAUUUCGGAGCUUUGCCCAUUUUGCCGUCGAAACUGCAACUGCAAUGCGUGCUUGCACUCAAAUGGGAUGAUUAAGACUUCAAAGAGGGACAUCUCUGAUAGUGAAAAGAUACAGAAUCUUCAGCAUUUACUUUAUUCUUUGCGCCCAUAUUUGAAACAAAUUUGCGAAGAGCAAACCAGGGAGAUAGAGAUUGAGGCUACUAUUCAGAGAAAAUCAUAUUCUGAACUUGAAGUACCCCAAGCCCUUUGUAAUAAUGAUGAGCGUGUCUUUUGUGAUCAUUGUGCAACUUCAAUUAUAGACCUUCAUCGAAGCUGCCCUAAAUGUUCCUAUGAACUCUGUCUCAAUUGUUGCCAAGAAAUUCGUGAGGGAAGUGUUACUAGCCGUCGUGAAGUAAAGUUUCAAUACAUCAACAGGGGCUAUGAGUACAUUCACGGUGGAGAUCCUCUACCAGAUUCUUCUCUUUCAAAAAUUUCAAAAGAACAAACUGAGUCCUUUACCAAUUGGAGUGCUAAUGAUGAUAGAAGUGUUAUUUGCGCUCCUAAGGAAAUUGGUGGGUGUGGUAAUUGUGUAUUGGAGCUCAAACGUAUCCUUCCUCAGGGAUGGAUUUCAAGUUUAGAAGUCAAAGCAGUAGAUUUAUUGGAUACGUUUAGAAUUGUUGAGCGCAAAUGUACUGAAAUGAGCAAGAAGGUGUUGCGAAGAGCAGCUUCUAGAUUAGAUUCUGAUGACAACUACUUGUAUUGUCCAGCUUCAAGAGACAUUCUUCAAGAAGAAAACCUUUUACAGUUUCGACAAUGCUGGACUAAUGGUAAUCCAGUUAUAGUUCGUGAUGUUCUCGAUCAGGCAACUGGUUUAAGCUGGGAGCCAAUGGUCAUGUGGCGCGCAUUAUGCGAAAAUGUGGAUUUAGAGAUCAGCGCAAAAAUGUCAGAAGUGAAAGCCAUUGAUUGCCUGGCUGGUUGUGAGGUGGAGAUUAGUACUCUUCAAUUUUUUAGAGGUUAUACAGAUGGGAGAAGGUACACUAACUUCUGGCCGGAGAUGCUCAAGCUUAAGGACUGGCCCCCCUCCGACAAGUUUGAGGAUCUUUUGCCCCGUCAUUGUGAUGAAUUUAUCCGUGUAUUGCCUUUUCAAGAGUACACAGAUCCUAGGGCUGGUAUCCUUAACUUAGCUGUCAAGUUGCCUCCAGGUGUCUUGAAACCAGACUUAGGUCCAAAAACAUACAUUGGUUAUGGGAUUUCAGAAGAGCUUGGAAGAGGGGACUCCGUAACUAAGCUUCAUUGUGAUAUGUCAGAUGCGGUGAAUAUUUUGACUCAUACAGCAGAAGUAGUGUUGAGUGAUGAGCAUCAUUCUGCAAUUGCAAGGUUGAAAGAAAUACACAAGGCCCAAGAUGAGAAGGAGCAUCUGGAUAGAGAGAAGUUAAAGUCUGACCAAGUUGGUCAAUGUGACAAUGAGGAGAUGGAGAUCUCAGAAAUUGCAGAUAUAGGAAAAUUCGAGAAUUCAAAAUUUAAGAUAGAAAGUGCUACUUCUCCAGUUUUUGCCUCAGAACAAGCAACAGAGGAAACAGGAAGUGCUCUGUGGGAUAUUUUUCGGAGGGAAGAUAUUCCUAAAUUAGAGGCAUAUCUUAGAAAUCACUCGAAAGAAUUUAGGCACACCUACUGUUCUCCUGUCGAGCAGGUUGUCCACCCAAUUCAUGACCAAUCUUUUUAUUUAACUUCAGAGCACAAAAGGAAGAUAAAGGAAGAAUUUGGUGUUGAACCAUGGACAUUCGAGCAAAGACUUGGAGAAGCAGUGUUUAUUCCUGCUGGAUGCCCACACCAAGUUAGGAAUCUCAAGUCAUGUACAAAAGUUGCUGUUGACUUUGUCUCACCUGAAAAUGUCGGUGAGUGCCUCCGUUUAACUGAGGAGUUCAGACUACUUCCCAUAAACCAUAAAGCGAGAGAAGAUAAACUCGAGAUAAAGAAAAUGGUAGUCUAUGCAGUUGAUCAAGCUAUUAAAGAUUUUGAAGCCUUGGUGUCAACCCAGAGGAGCAUCUCGGAAGCUUCAUUGUAGCCAUCCAUGGUCUUAAUCGUAAUUAGCCGGCGAAUCGUCCCUCUAAUGAUGUCUAUUUAAAAUAGUCGUCUUUUUUUUUUUUUUUUUUUUGGGAGUCAUUGCACCCAAUAAAAAUUGUGGGGGAACAUUAUACAUUUAAUAAAUUAAUCUAUAUUAGAAUUCUGCAUCAUCAAGGUCUUUGAGCCCCU